AGUAUGCGUCGAUCAAUAUAAGAAAGGGUGUUCCAUUGAACCUGCGAAAUAAACAUAAGCCUAUUUACAGUUGCAAUACACAACUAAAAUGGAAAGGAAAGUUUGCAUAGUGGGAGCAGGAAUAAGUGGUUUGUUAGCAUGCAAAUAUGCCCUUGCUAAGGGUUACCACCCCUUAGUUUUUGAGUCACGAAGCGCCAUUGGUGGUGUUUGGACUCAAACUGUAGAGACAACAAAGCUUCAAACUCCUAAACCCUUGUUCCAAUUUUCUGAUUUCCCUUGGCCUUCUUCUUUGGAAACACUUUAUCCUGAUAAAAACCAAGUUUAUGAUUACAUUAAGUCUUAUUCUAAUCAUUUUGAUUUGCUAAAACACGUUAGAUUUAACACCAAGGUUUUGAGUAUUAAAUUUGAAGGUCCAUCUCAUGAAGAGAUCCAAUCUUGGGCUCUUUGGGGUGGUAAUGGUGAACCCUUUGGCAAUAAGGGUAAAUGGAUUGUCACCAUACAAGAUCUCCUCAACCAAUCAACUGAGGUGAUGCAUGUAGAUUUUGUAAUCUUGUGUGUUGGACGAUUCAGCGAUCUACCAAACAUGCCACAUUUCCCCUCGGGCAAAGGGGCAGAGGUAUUUGAAGGGAAAGUCAUGCAUUCUAUGGAUUAUUCUGCAUUGGGCGAUGAAACUGCUAGGAAUUUGGUCAAGGGGAAGCGAGUUAUAGUGGUUGGCUCCCAAAAAUCUGCCCUUGACAUAGCUAUGGAAUGCUCAAUUGCUAAUGGGGUAGAACAUCCAUGCACAUUAAUAUGCAGCACUCCACAUUGGAAUGUACCAGACCAUUUCCCUUGGGGAGUUCCUCUUACAAGCUUGUAUUUGAACCGCUUCGCUGAGCUAUUGCUUCAUAAGCCAAGAGAAGGGUUUUUUCUCAGUCUGCUAGCCACAUUGCUUACGCCUUUGAGAUGGGGGAUUAGCAAAUUUGUUGAGUGUGAUAUUAAGAAGAGACAUCCUCUGAAGAAAUUCAACAUGGUACCGGAUCAUAGCUUCCUACAAGAGGUUAGCUCUUGUAUGUUUUCUACUGUUCCACAAGGGUUUUACGACAAUGUUGAGAAAGGAAGCAUCCUUUUGAAACGAUCCCCAGCUUUUAGCUUCUGCAAAGAGGGUGUUCUACUUGAUGAUAAUAGUACUAAACUGGCGGAAUCUAUUAAGAGCGACUUGGUUAUUUUUGCUACUGGAUUUAAGGGUGAUCAGAAGCUCAAACACAUCUUUGAAUCUCCCAAAUUUAAGGAUUAUAUUUUUGGCUCCUCCAACAAAACACUUUCACUAUACAGGGAAUGUAUCCAUCCACGGAUUCCACAGCUUGCGGUGAUUGGAUUCUCGGAGAGCAUAGCGAACUUGUACACUUCAGAAAUAAGGUGUCGUUGGUUAUUUGAACUACUCGAUGGAAAAUUCAAAAUCCCAAGUAUUCAAGAAAUGGAGAAAGAUGUCUUGGAAUGGGACAAGUUUAUGAAGAGGUACUCAGGCAAGUACUAUAGAGGAUCUUGUAUUGGAGCAUUGCACAUUUGCUACAAUGAUCAGCUUUGCAAGGACAUGGCCUUGAACCCAAAGAGAAAGAAGGGGAUUUGGGCCGAGUUGUUCGAACCUUAUGGCCCAAUAGAUUAUGCAUCACAUUAAUUAUGUACGGUGUGGCUAUUACUCCGUUGCCAGUGGAUUACAGUAUUACACUAUGCUGUCAUUGAUUAGAUAAAAAAACCCUUGGGUGUACAGUGCACAUAAUAAAUUUCAGUCAUUGAUCGGGAUAGUUGGAUGCGUUAUUGUGAAA
Molecule: messenger RNA, 1802 nt
Organism: Spinacia oleracea (spinach)
Lineage: Eukaryota; Viridiplantae; Streptophyta; Magnoliopsida; Caryophyllales; Amaranthaceae
Product: probable flavin-containing monooxygenase 1
Exons: 5
Coding region: 89-1654 (521 amino acids)
Molecular function (GO): N,N-dimethylaniline monooxygenase activity; NADP binding; flavin adenine dinucleotide binding
Source: RefSeq, a predicted model, not a curated record